This is a messenger RNA of Saccharomycopsis crataegensis, 2949 nucleotides long. RefSeq names its product M1 family metallopeptidase. The coding region runs from base 1 to 2949 and encodes 982 amino acids. The record is from RefSeq and is a predicted model, not a curated record. Gene Ontology annotation, cellular component: cytoplasm. NCBI's taxonomy places the organism in Eukaryota, Fungi, Ascomycota, Saccharomycetes, Ascoideales, Saccharomycopsidaceae. The transcript is spliced from 2 exons. Gene Ontology annotation, biological process: proteolysis; peptide catabolic process. Gene Ontology annotation, molecular function: metalloaminopeptidase activity; peptide binding; zinc ion binding.
AUGUUAAACAGGAGCACCGCCACUGCGAUGGCGAGAAGGAGCAGCAGUAACGGCUUCCAUCUCGUUAGAUCCCCGUCGUCGCAUGCACCAGGGCACAUGGCAGCGAUGCUGGCAGCCCAGCAAAGUAUAAGAAGAUCGAGCCAUCACCACUCUUUUGCCACUCCGUUACCAUUGUCUUCUUCUUCUACUUCUUCUUCACCUCUCUCCCAUCUACAAAAGAGUAACCGCAAUUUUACCUCCCGUAAAUUAGCACACUUUAAUAGCAGAUUGCCGGUGUUUUCUCGCUCUUCCACAUCUGUACUUUCCCGCCUGUUUACCACAUCUCUCGCCGCAAACAUGUGCUCUUGCUCUUCUGCUGUCGAUAGUACCGCUGGCCGUGAAAUCUUGCCAACCAAUGUCUACCCAGACCACUACUACAUCACUCUCGAACCAGAUUUCUCAAAAUUCACUUUUGAUGGUUCUGUCACUAUCGAUUUGGAUGUGAAAAAAACCAGCUCAUCUGUCACUUUGAACUACUUGGAACUCGACAUCAAAUCCGCUAAGAUUAACGGCGAACCAGUCUCUGACAUUAAAUAUGAUGAAAAGAAACAAGAAGUCGAAUUCAUCAGCGCCUCUGAAUUGGUCGAAGGUACCAAGGCUAAGAUUCAAGUUGACUUUAUUGGUAUCUUGAACGACCAAAUGGCCGGUUUCUACAGAUCCACCUACAAAGACGAACAAGGUAACACCAAAUAUUUGGCUACCACCCAAUUCGAAGCCACUGACGCCCGUCGUGCCUUCCCAUGUUUUGAUGAACCAUUGCUCAAAUCCAAAUUCGAAGUCACCUUGAUCGCUGAUAAAGAAUUGACCACUUUGGCCAACAUGUUGCCAAAGGAUGAAAAAGAUUUGGGUAACGGUAAGAAGGCUGUUACUUUCGAAUCCACUCCAUUGUUGUCUACCUACUUGGUUGCCUUCAUUGUCGGUGACUUGCGUUAUGUUGAAAACAACGAUUACAAAAUCCCAGUCAGAGUUUACACCACCCCAGGUUUGGAAAAAGAAGGUGAAUUCUCUGCUGCUUUGGCCGCUAGAACCCUUAAAUUCUUUGCUAAGGCUUUCGAUAUUGAAUACUACUUGCCUCACAUGAAUAUGGUUGCCAUUCACGAUUUCUCUGCUGGUGCCAUGGAAAACUUGUCUUUGAUCACUUACCGUGCCAUUGAUUUGUUGAUCGAUGAAAAAACCGCUUCUUUGUCCAGAAAAUUGCGUGUUUCCGAAGUUGUUCAACACGAAUUGGCUCACCAAUGGUUUGGUAACUUGGUCACCAUGAAAUGGUGGAACGACUUGUGGUUGAACGAAGCUUACGCCACCUACUGUUCUUACAUGGUUUUCGAAGAAACUGAAAAUGAAUCAUUUAUUUUCCAAAACUUUGAAGCCGACACCUUGUCUGCUGCCUUUAGACUCGAUGGUUUGAGAUCUUCUCACCCAAUCGAAGUUCCUGUCAAGAAGGCUGGUGAAAUUAACCAAAUUUUCGACGCCAUUUCUUACUCCAAGGGUUCCUGUUUGUUGAGAAUGAUUGCUCACUGGUUAGGUAAGGACGUUUUCCUCAAGGGGGUUUCCAACUACUUGAAAAAGCACAAGUACGGUAACGCCGAAACCGCCGAUUUGUGGGCUGCUUUGGCUGAAGCUUCAGGUAAAGAUGUCCCAACCGUCAUGGACAAAUGGACCAAGAACAUCGGUUACCCAGUGGUCACCGUCACCGAGGAUGGUAACAAGAUCAAAUUGGAACAACACCGUUUCUUGUCUACCGGUGAUGUCACCGAAGAAGAUGAUAAGGUUUUGUACCCACUCUUCGUUAACUUGAAGACCCCAGCUGGCGUUGACUCCGAUAUGACCUUGAAUGGCCGUGAGACCACUUUUGAAUUGAAGGAAGGUGAAGAUUUCUUCAAGGUUAACACCGACGGUGUUGGUUUCUACAGAACUUUGUACACUCCAGAAAGAUGGGCCAAGUUGGGUAAGGCUGGUUCUGAAGGCUUGUUAUCUACUCAAGACCGUACCUGUUUGGUUGAAGAUGCCUACUCUUUGGCUGUUUCUGGUUACUCAUCCACUACCGAUUUCUUGAACUUGGUUAGUGGUUGGACUGAAGAAUCCGAAUUCAUUGUCUGGUCUUCUAUUUUGGGAUCUAUUGGUGAAUUGCGUGGUGUUAUGAAAUUCUUUGGCGAUGAAGGUAAGUCAGUGGCCGGAUUGAAGGCUUUGACUAGACACUUGAUUUCUGCCAAGAUCAACUCUCUUGGUUGGGAAUUCGGUGCCAGCGAAGCUGUCUUGGACCAACGUUUGAAGGCUGCUUUGUUUGGUGCUGCUAGCAGCGCUGAAGAUCCUCUUGUUGCUGACGAUAUCAAGGAAAAAUUCGCCAAGUUUAUCGCCGGUGAUAAGGAAGCCAUUAAUCCAAACAUCAAGAAUGCCGUGUUUGCCGCUGUUGCCCGUACCGGUGGUGAAAAGGAAUACGACCAAUUCUUGGAAAUUUACAAGAACCCAUCCUCUUUGGAUGAAAAACUUUUGGCGUUGAGAUUCUUGGGUGCCUUUACUGAACCAGCUUUGAUCCAACGUACUUUGAAAUUGGCCUUGGACCCAGAAGUUGUCAAGCCUCAAGAUAUUUACAUUCCAUUGCAAGGUUUGAGAGCUCACAAGGAAGGUGUUUUGGCUCUUUGGCAAUGGUUCCAAGACAACUGGGAUGUCUUGGUGAAGAGAUUCCCACCAUCUUUGAACAUGUUGGGUAACAUUGUUUCCUUGUGUACUUCUGGUUACUUGGUUCCAGGGGCUAGACAAGAAAUCAACAAAUUCUUUGCCGACAAGGACUUGACCGGUAUCGACAAGAACUUGGAACAAGCUUUGGACAGUUUGGAAAGUAAAUGGAACUGGUUGGUUAGAGAUGGUGAAAAGGUCAGCAAAUGGUUGGACCAAAAUGGUUACAAGAAAUAA